CUUCAAGGAAUUACUAAAACUCUUCCCAUCGCUCAGGCGGAUACCGAGAUGGCAAUUCUCCCUGUUCAGAGCACCACUCCAUCAACACGUAUGAAGAAUGAAGACUCAUUCCUAGUAGCCUAUGACCCUUCCUUCGACAUCGACAACCCCAAGGACUGGCCAUCAGGAAGAAAGUGGGCGGUGACUGACGUCCUCUCGGCGACAGGUUUCAACCGCAUAAUGGUCAGCACUAUCAUGGCGCCUGCAUUGACUACUAUCGCAAAAGAACUUCAUAUGAGUUCUGCGGAGGCAGUCAUGGCACUGUCCAUUUACCUUCUUGCGACGGCAUUUGGACCACUGGUCAUCGGUCCGUUAAGCGAAGUCUAUGGCAGGAAAAAGAUCUUGCACGCUUCGAACAUCUGGUUUCUUGUUUGGAACAUUGUGUGUGGGUUUGCGAAUUCAAAGGAAAUCUUGAUUGCUGCAAGAUUUCUUGCAGGAUUUGGAGCAUCCAGCAUAUAUGCGCUUGCAGGUGGUGUUCUAGGCGAUGUGUGGAGACCUGAGCAGAGGGGUCAGUCGUUGGGAAUCUAUCUAUUGAUUCCGUUGCUUGGGGCUGCCGUUGGGCCCAUCAUAGGAGGCUUUAUGGCCUUCCGUACAACCUGGCGCUGGAUGUUUUGGUCAACGUCUAUCUUCCAAGCUGUCAUGAUCGUCGUGUCGUUCACCGCCUUCCAAGAGACAUACCCUCCGUUGAUCCUCGCACGUCGCGCUGCAAGAUUGCGCAAAGAAACCGGUGAUGGCCGAUACUACACGCAGCAUGAGCGCGCCAUAGCCAACAGAUCCAUAUCCUCGGUCUUGAGUAGAGCUUUAAGCCGCCCACUUCGAUUACUGAUCUUCCACCCCAUCAUUCAAAUUACCAGUCUUAUCUCAGCGUUCUACUAUGGAAUUCUCUAUAUCGUCCUCGCCAGUUUCGCGGAACUCUGGACCAAGCAAUACCAACUUUCUCUUGAGAUGAGUGGUCUGCACUAUAUUGCUUGUGCCCUCGGUGAGCUCGCAGGGGCGCAGUUCAGUGCGCCAGUCAUGGAUUAUUUCUACCGCCGCAUGAAAGCAAAGAUCUCCGAGGAUGAUGUUGCCCCAGAGUACAGGAUCUUGCUUAUCUUCCCUGGCGCUCUGAUAGCUCCAAUCGGCCUCUUCAUAUACGGAUGGACAGCACAAUAUCGUGUGCACUGGAUAGCAGUAGAUAUCGGCAUAUUCUUGACGACGUUCGGGAUGCAGGUUGCUGGUAUGCCACUCCAAGCUUACACCAUGGAUGCGUAUCCAGAUCACACCAGUAGCGCCAUGGCAGCGUCCCAAUUCUUACGAAGCUUGACCGCAUUCCUGUUUCCGCUUUUCGCACCGAGUAUGUAUGAGGCUCUUGGCUAUGGUUGGGGAAACAGUGUGAUGGGAUGUACUGGGUUGAUAUUUGGGCUGCCAGCACCACUAGCGCUUUGGUAUUGGGGUGCGAAGCUCAGGAAAAACGCGCGAUUGAGUAAUUGAUAGGUGUGUUGUCCGGGAGCGACACAAUUCGUCCGUAUCGUCUAGUGUGGAAAGAAAGCCGCUAUCAUGCAUAGAUAGUCUCUGGAAGGCAAAUGAUAGAGAAUAUACAUCGGAUUAAUUCCGUCAC
Messenger RNA from Dothidotthia symphoricarpi CBS 119687, 1636 nucleotides. RefSeq names its product MFS general substrate transporter. Gene Ontology annotation, biological process: transmembrane transport. NCBI's taxonomy places the organism in Eukaryota, Fungi, Ascomycota, Dothideomycetes, Pleosporales, Dothidotthiaceae. Bases 49 to 1509 code for a protein of 486 amino acids. The record is from RefSeq and is a predicted model, not a curated record. Gene Ontology annotation, cellular component: membrane. The transcript is spliced from 2 exons. Gene Ontology annotation, molecular function: transmembrane transporter activity.